CGAGUGUUUUGUGAAUAACAAAAAAAAUUAUACAUUAUUGCUAAACAUUUUUACAAAGUACGAAAUUGGAAAACUGAAAACUAUGAGAAAUUAAAUCUAGUUUUCUUUUAAAAUAAUAUAUUUGAUUUUCAAUUGUUAGACAUAAUUUCAGCGGUAUUUGGUUGUUUUUUGUUUUGUAUUAUUUAUUACCGGUCUUAUCAUUGUUAAGACCUCCGCCAGUUCCUUAUUUAACAAAAGAAGAAACGAUAAAAAAAAGAGUGGAAGAUUUGGAAGGAGUUUAACAUGAUCUUCUCGUCCACUAACCAAAAUAAUAAUCAACAAAUACAUUACGAUUCAAACUCAAAUCCAAUAUCACAUAGAAACGUUUCACUUCGGGUGAACUUGAAUUCUGUGAGAAAAGAUAAGUUGAAAAAGUUCAAGACAUCAGUUUUCAGAAGACAUAUCAAAAUGCCUACAACGGUGACAAUUGCUUGGCAAGGAGCCUAAAGGACUAAGAUUUCAUUAGGGACUCAAGAAGAGUUCAACAAAUUCUAUACAAAAUGGUUGCUCAAAAGAUCACCUGUCCGAGUCGGAGCGACGAUAUCGGAAUCAAUCAGUUCAACUCAGACACCAAAAGAUAUGGUUUUUUCGCAAACGAGUCACAAGACUCAAAGUAUUUUGAAAGUGGUAGAAAUAGAUCUUUUAAAGGCAGAAAAGAGUCAACAGGUGAACGGCACGACCGGAGUGGUUACAGACAGACACACAGUCGCGACGCCGUCGCCUGCCGCCAGCUCCAGCUAUUCCGAGGUAUUUCUCAAAACGGAGCCCGAAUUCCCGAGCACAAUGACUCACGAAUCGGACUACGAGUUCUUCGAAGAUUUGGCUCAGUGGUGCGCCGCACCCGCCGCGGCCGCAGCGGCACAGUCCAUUGACAUCCCGAUUUAUACUGAAGACAGGGCACACAACACCGACACACUGCACACACCGUUCUCGCCGCAAGGCUGGGACGUUUUCGACGUUAACUCUUCGGCCCAGGCAAGCUUCUACAAGCCCACAGUCGACCCGCUCUCCCCGAGCGCGGACGGCUCGGUCGACUUCUACACUAAGUACCGACCGCUCGAGCACGAGAACAAGAUUCCCUUCUCCGAGCAGUUCCUAGAUAUUAGCAGCUUGCCUGUGGUGAUAGAAGAUUUAGCGUCGAGGGGAGCCGCCGGUAUGGCGCCAUGGGAGAUCCCGGCGCCGCUCGGCUGGCAACCACACGACACAGAACACAACAAAAACAACACCAACAUACACAACACAUUGCCCUUUAUCGAAGAGGACUCACUGGAUAUGAAAAUGGUUUCGGUAAUACCGCGGGAAGUGGAGAGUAAUAAUGUAGUAAUAUCAGAGUUUAUCUUAAACGAGCACCGGGACGAAGUCGACGGGGCGGCCGGGCCGGGGCGCGCCCGCGGCCUCUCCGUGGACGUGGCGGCGCGCGCCCCGGCCUGGCCCAACGACGAUGACAUCAUCAGCACGCCAGAGGUGCUAAACUACGUCGAACAGCUGGAGACUGAGAAAUGUACACUUCCCAGCCCGACGCCGGUAGCACUGGAUUGGCCGACGCUGGACGCGUCCACGGACAGCUUCACUAAGGCGGAAACAUCGCCGCCGAUGGACUACGAGCCCAUCACACCCAAGUCUGAAUCUCACAAUGAGGUGGAAUCCGACAACGAAGACGGCAAAUCCUACUCGAGUAAGAAACGUCGCGACAGUGAGGAUUCAGACAGGACGUAUGUGCCAUACACGGAGCACUCGCCGCGCCGGUACAGGAAGAGGAAACCCAGCAUACCUAUCAAGGACAUGAUCCGCGCGCUGGAGGGCUCGCAGCAUCUCAAGCCGACAAGGCGUGGCCGUCCGCCAAAACGCAGGGAGAGCGCAGUCUCCUCCGUGUGCAGCGUGGACGAGACCUCCUCUUCCGCCUCCACGCAUGAGCUGCGCUACAGAGAGCUCAGAGACAAAAAUAAUGAAGCAUCCAAAAGAUCGAGAAUGAAUAGGAAAUUGAAGGAAUUACAAAUGGAGCAGCUGGCGAUUGAAUUGGAGGAGAAAAAUAAGAAAUUAAGGGUCAGAGCUGAGAUCCUGGAGGAAAUGACGAAGAAGAUCCGCGCCGACUUCAUGUUGGCCGUAUCCCAGAACCGGCUGAACAGUUAAAGCUGACGGACGCUUCGGCCUGAUGAGAUUAGAUGCAAUUUAUUUGUAUAAAUCUAUAUUCGUAGAUGAUGCCUGACGCGUUUCGGAUGCUUUAAUAUUUAGCGGUAAUUCCGUAAUUUCUGUGAAUAUGGGUUGUAGAUUUAAAAUCUACAUGUGACGUAUCUUUUUGUUUGCUUCGUUGCUUAACAUAAUAACCUCUACCCGGAUAUGACAAAAAGACGAGUCUUCAGACGAGACAAACGUCUUCACGUAAGACAUGGCGAUGUCUUUAAUAUUAUCGUAGUCUACCACAAGACUAGAAAAACAAGAAAAUGUACUUCUUAAGAUUUUUAAUUAUAUAAGAUUGAAUAUGAAAAAUUAAAAAAAAAUAUCAACACUUAAUAUUAUUAUAUUUUUAACACUUAAGUGUUGACCCUUGUUAUAUGAAUUUGUUAGUUUUUCGAGACUAUCUCGAAAUUAAUGUUAAGAAUACAUUUGAUGUAAAAAUCAAAUUUACUUACACUAUAAAACUAAAAUCAAUUUUACUUAAUAUUUUUUAAUUCUAUGCAUUGGUUAUUUUUUUUCCUAAAUAAUGCAUGAUAUUUGAUUGGUAUAGCUUUUAUCUUUAUGUUGUAAUCAAAAUAAACGAUUUGAAAUU
Messenger RNA from Papilio xuthus (Asian swallowtail), 2806 nucleotides. It is a transcript of the gene Cbz, whose product is annotated as chorion b-ZIP transcription factor. Gene Ontology annotation, biological process: regulation of DNA-templated transcription. Gene Ontology annotation, molecular function: DNA-binding transcription factor activity. The record is from RefSeq and is a predicted model, not a curated record. The transcript is spliced from 6 exons. Bases 619 to 2169 code for a protein of 516 amino acids. NCBI's taxonomy places the organism in Eukaryota, Metazoa, Arthropoda, Insecta, Lepidoptera, Papilionidae.